This is a messenger RNA of Paraphaeosphaeria sporulosa, 1459 nucleotides long. Its product is annotated as FAD dependent oxidoreductase. Gene Ontology annotation, molecular function: flavin adenine dinucleotide binding; sarcosine oxidase activity; proline dehydrogenase activity. The coding region runs from base 79 to 1377 and encodes 432 amino acids. NCBI's taxonomy places the organism in Eukaryota, Fungi, Ascomycota, Dothideomycetes, Pleosporales, Didymosphaeriaceae. The transcript is spliced from 3 exons. The record is from RefSeq and is a predicted model, not a curated record.
CUUGUCUGGAAUUUGUCACAUGUCGCGCCGAUCAGCCACCAGAGUCCAUUUCCAAUACCAAUAUACGAUAGUCAGAAAAUGGAGAAGUCAAGUAAAAUCGUCAUCGUCGGCGCUGGAGUGUUUGGCCUUAGUACAGCUCGUCAACUCGCGCUAGAAGGGUUUGAAAACAUCACUGUCUUGGACAGGCAGAUGGUACCUGUACCGGAUGGUUCGAGCUCGGACAUAUCGCGCAUGGUGCGCUUUGAUUAUGGUGAUGAAGACUAUUUGCAACUGGCCUAUGAAGCAUACAAGCGAUGGCAAGAGCCAAAGUACAAGGGGAUCUUCUCCUCAGCUUCUUUUAUUCUAGUCGGCAGUAAUGCGACCAACCAUGGCCGGUCCUGGCUAGACAAGACGACCGCAGCCCUCACGAAACAUAAGCUCCCGUGGUCCAAGAUCCAAGAUGCGGCAGCUGCACGACGAUCGUAUCCUGCACUGAGCGGAGAACUCGCAUCUCCAGGGUUCUUCGGCUAUAGUAACGAGCAAGCCGGAUGGGCAGAUGCCAGCAAAGCAGUCAUUCAGCUCCGCGAUGAAUGCAUCGAGCUCGGCGUAUCAUUCAUAUGUGGCCGUGCUGGUACCGUCGUAGGUUUUGAAACAGGUUCACAGCAAAUCGUCAAGGGCGUUAAAAAUCUCUCCGGCUCCUGCAUCCCAGGCGAUCAUUUUAUCCUCACAGCUGGUGCCUGGGGUUCAGGUCUUGUGGAGAUGUACAACUCGACACUCGCCACAGCGCAAACAAUAGCGUACCUACGCCUUAGUGAGCACGAACUGGAAAAAUACAAGAACUUGCCCAUGUAUGCCAAUUUCUGCACCGGCUGGUUCAAUUUCCCGCCGCACGCGGAAACGCGCAUGCUAAAGUUCGCGAUACAUGGGUGGGGAUAUACUCGCGCGCCAGAGACGCAAGAUCACGCUCCCAUCAAGGACAACAUCUCCUCGCCGCCCCUCGCAUCGCGGGCGCGCCCGAACUUCGUCCCCGCAGACGGAGAGCAGCGCCUGCGCCGCGGCUUGCGCGAGAUCCUACCCGAGCUGGCGGACCGCCCGUUCGAGAAGACAGCACUGUGCUGGUACACCGACACCCCGAGCGGCGAUUUCAUUAUAGACUACCACCCAGACUACGCAAACCUGUUUGUUGGCGGUGCAGGGAGCGGGCACGCGUUCAAAUUCCUGCCUAUACUGGGCGAAUGCAUGGUCAAGGGUCUGAAUAAGCAGCUCCCGGAACAUCUUGCCGCUAAAUGGCGUUUCCGGACGGAGUACAAGGACGACAAGGAUGUGUUUCUAGGGGAUGGGAGUAGAGGCGGGCCGGCGAGGCGGGAGCUUGAUCCCCAGGAGAAGGCGAGAUUGUAAGUCCGUACGUGCAUGGGUGCGGGGGAUGGUUCACGUACGGGAAGAUCAUGGUGAGUGGUCUGGGGAUUUUGAAAGAGUGGAG